Molecule: messenger RNA, 935 nt
Organism: Cucumis melo (muskmelon)
Lineage: Eukaryota; Viridiplantae; Streptophyta; Magnoliopsida; Cucurbitales; Cucurbitaceae
Product: vacuolar protein sorting-associated protein 2 homolog 1-like
Exons: 5
Coding region: 209-871 (220 amino acids)
Biological process (GO): protein transport; endosome transport via multivesicular body sorting pathway; late endosome to vacuole transport
Cellular component (GO): multivesicular body; ESCRT III complex
Source: RefSeq, a predicted model, not a curated record
AAUGCUUUUACGUACCGAUCAGCCAGAAGAAUAGGUGGCUCCUCCAUGGCAAGAGAACAUCGCUGUUGCCGGUGACAUCGUGGACGGACUUUGAGCAGGGAGAGAGUUGCAGAGUUGCAGAGUUACAGAAGGAGAAGAGAAGAAGGGGUAAGCUCAUCGGGAUCGGAAAUUCCACGUAUCUUUUGGUUUUAUCAAUUGGCGGACAAGUAUGAGCUUCCUCUUUGGCAGCCGGAAAACUCCCGCAGAGCUUCUGCGGGAGAACAAGAGGAUGCUUGAUAAGUCCAUUAGAGAAAUUGAAAGGGAAAGACAAGGCUUGCAGUCUCAGGAAAAGAAGUUGAUUGUCGAGAUAAAGAAAAAUGCUAAACAAGGACAGAUGGGAGCUGUUAAAAUAAUGGCCAAAGAUCUUAUCAGAACUCGGCAUCAGAUAGAAAAAUUUUAUAAACUGAAAUCACAGCUCCAGGGUGUGGCUUUGAGAAUUCAGACGCUGAAAUCAACUCAAGCUAUGGGAGAAGCCAUGAAAGGUGUUACCAAGGCAAUGGGACAGAUGAAUAGGCAGAUGAACUUGCCGGCAUUACAGAAGAUAAUGCAAGAGUUCGAGAGACAGAAUGAGAGGAUGGAAAUGACAUCUGAAGUAAUGGCAGACGCCCUUGAUGAUGCAUUAGAAGGAGAUGAAGAAGAAGAGGAGACAGAUGAGCUUGUAAAUCAGGUGCUGGAUGAGAUUGGAAUUGAUAUCAACUCAGAGCUUGUGAAUGCACCCUCUGCUUCAGUGUCAGUAUCAACUGCAAAUAAUAGGGUUGCACAAGCAGAAGCCGAAGAUACCGGAAUCGAUAGUGAUUUACAGGCUAGACUUGAUAACUUGAGAAAGAUGUAGGUUUCAAUUAUGAGAUAUUAAUAACACUCUUAUAAUAUACAUAAUAAAUCAUGUAUUGUGUUUA